Mesoplodon densirostris (Blainville's beaked whale) is the source of this 6836-nucleotide messenger RNA. RefSeq names its product karyopherin subunit alpha 6 (gene KPNA6). Gene Ontology annotation, molecular function: nuclear import signal receptor activity; protein binding. Gene Ontology annotation, biological process: NLS-bearing protein import into nucleus. Gene Ontology annotation, cellular component: nucleus; cytoplasm; nucleoplasm. The transcript is spliced from 14 exons. Lineage: Eukaryota; Metazoa; Chordata; Mammalia; Artiodactyla; Ziphiidae. The record is from RefSeq and is a predicted model, not a curated record. The coding region runs from base 85 to 1695 and encodes 536 amino acids.
CUGCAGAUCCGCCAUAUUGUCUGCUGAAGCUGCCGCCGAAGCUGCCGCCGCUGCCGCCGCCAAGUAGGAGCGAGCGGAGCCGCGAUGGAGACCAUGGCGAGCCCAGGGAAAGACAAUUAUCGAAUGAAGAGCUAUAAGAACAAUGCCCUAAACCCUGAGGAAAUGAGGCGAAGAAGAGAGGAGGAGGGCAUUCAGCUCCGGAAGCAGAAACGGGAGCAACAACUUUUUAAACGGAGAAAUGUGGAGCUGAUUAAUGAAGAAGCCGCCAUGUUCGAUAGUCUCCUCAUGGACUCCUAUGUGAGCUCUACCACUGGGGAGAGCGUGAUCACAAGAGAGAUGGUGGAGAUGCUCUUUUCUGAUGAUUCUGACCUGCAGUUAGCAACCACACAGAAAUUCCGGAAACUGCUCUCCAAAGAACCUAGUCCUCCAAUAGAUGAAGUUAUCAAUACUCCAGGAGUGGUGGAUCGGUUUGUGGAGUUUCUGAAGAGGAAUGAGAAUUGUACAUUACAGUUUGAAGCUGCCUGGGCUCUAACAAACAUUGCCUCUGGAACCUCUCAGCAGACCAAAAUUGUCAUUGAAGCAGGGGCUGUCCCCAUUUUUAUAGAGCUGCUUAACUCGGACUUUGAGGAUGUACAGGAACAGGCAGUCUGGGCACUGGGAAACAUAGCUGGAGACAGCUCCGUUUGCCGAGAUUACGUCUUGAACUGUUCCAUCCUUAAUCCUUUGCUAACGCUGCUUACCAAGUCCACACGACUGACAAUGACACGGAAUGCAGUCUGGGCCCUGUCAAACCUGUGCCGAGGCAAGAACCCACCCCCAGAGUUUGCAAAGGUCUCCCCCUGUUUGCCUGUACUGUCUCGCCUACUCUUCAGCAGCGACUCAGACUUGCUGGCAGAUGCUUGCUGGGCCCUUUCUUAUCUGUCUGAUGGCCCCAACGAGAAGAUCCAGGCAGUCAUAGACUCUGGAGUCUGCCGGAGAUUGGUUGAGCUUCUAAUGCACAACGAUAACAAAGUGGCUUCUCCUGCUCUGAGAGCUGUGGGUAACAUCGUCACCGGGGAUGACAUCCAGACCCAGGUCAUUCUUAACUGUUCAGCCCUCCCUUGCCUCCUCCACUUGCUGAGCAGCUCCAAGGAGUCAAUCCGAAAGGAAGCUUGUUGGACCAUUUCAAAUAUCACUGCUGGCAACAGGGCUCAGAUACAGGCUGUCAUAGAUGCAAAUAUCUUCCCUGUGUUGAUUGAAAUCCUUCAGAAAGCAGAGUUCCGUACAAGGAAAGAGGCAGCCUGGGCCAUCACCAAUGCCACCUCAGGAGGAACCCCUGAACAAAUCAGGUACCUGGUCUCCCUGGGCUGCAUCAAACCCCUGUGCGACUUGCUGACUGUGAUGGAUUCAAAGAUCGUGCAAGUCGCCCUCAAUGGACUGGAGAACAUCCUUCGGCUCGGAGAGCAAGAGGGCAAGCGCAGUGGCUCAGGGGUCAAUCCCUACUGUGGCCUCAUCGAGGAAGCCUAUGGCUUGGAUAAAAUUGAGUUUCUCCAGAGCCAUGAGAACCAGGAGAUCUACCAGAAGGCCUUUGACCUCAUUGAGCACUACUUUGGCGUAGAAGAUGAUGAUAGCAGCCUGGCUCCCCAAGUGGAUGAAACGCAACAGCAGUUUAUCUUCCAGCAGCCUGAGGCCCCCAUGGAGGGCUUCCAGCUAUAAUGUCUGCCUCCGGGGAGGGGAGGGGAUGGGAAGCACCACCAACCAGCGGAAAAGCAGCCCUCUGGUGGGCGGGAAACCAGCCCCCCCACCAUCAGCCACCACACACCUCUGCUGCCCUGGAAACUGUGCUCUUGACCUGCUCCGCCCCCUUCCCUGGAGGGAGCACCCUCUGGACAGACAGAACCAUCUGAGGCUCACAUUUGGGUUUUGUGACAAGAAGGGGACGUGUUGGGUUUUUCUUCCUUACACUAGAUUUUGGCUGCACAUAUGUCUUUAACCCAGGAGCCCAGGGGUAGACAAAGGAGGACUGAGGUAAUCAAUUUUGCACCUUUUUUAUUUUUAUUUUUUUUCUUUAGUGGUGACUUCCUUCCGUUUUAUCUUCCUUCAUCCUUCCCAGUCCUCUGCCCUGAUCUCUGUAACUCUUAUCUUGGGUACUUGAGCAGAUGGAAUAUUCCACACGUCAGGGGUGGGAGGGGAGGGGAGAAAUCCAAAACAAAGUGUUCUUGCUCGGACAGAAUAUUAAUCUUGUAUGCUUGGAUUGCAUUAUUUAAUUUUUUUUUCUUUUGCACAUUUUUCUUGUAUUACGAUUGCUCUUUCCCAGAGCCAUGAGUUCCUGGUUUUAGGAAUCCCAGCUGCCAGCAUUGUCUGGGACUAGAGACUGAGGGGGAGGUCACCAUGAGACAAAGGCCCCUCCCUCCCUUUAACCCCUUGCCCAGACCUCUUUAGUUUGGGAGAUACCCUUCACUCUCCUGGGGCACGUACACCAGUGGGAGUGAGGGGAGAGGAACACAGGUCUUCAGACGGGGCUUCCCAUGUGUCGCUACUGAUCCCAUGUUUCCUACCCACCUUGCAAUGGUGCGACCCAACUUCAUUUGUUUACUUGAAAAUUCCCCUCAGAGUUGAGAUGAACCUCUGAGGUAGCUGUAUUUUCUCCUAAGCACGUGACAGAGGGCUGUGGUCCUUCCUUUCUCCUGAGGAGAAAGUCCUUGCUCUGGUGACCCAUAAGUUGCAGAGGAGGUUGGAGUGAGAGUGUCAUGUAUUGGGAUAGCCAGUGGAUCCCUGCCUUUGGCCUUUCUUCUUCUUCCUCUUCCGUAGUUGGAUCAUGUAUAUUUUACUUCCAAAGGAGAGAAUGUCAAAAAGUUCUGUAUUUUUUUAUAUUCUAUAUAUUACAUAGGUCAACCUUAAUUGGUCUCAAGAGGAAGAACUGUCUCUGUAAUUUCUGUGAGUAGGAUACUGUGAGGAAAACCAAAAAGAGAUGUGGAAGCUCUUUUGCUCAGGAAGCCUGACCUUGAUCCUUCUCUCUGCUUAGGUUCCGGGCCAUCACCAGGGACCAACCCUUAGCUCUGGAACCUUUAUAUAGCAGGGCAGCCUGGUCUGAUUGUCCUAGUACCUGAAUGGAGGGAGCAAGGAUGGCCCCGGGGCCCGGUGAAGUCUACCACUCUAGUCCUUACCACUGAGCAUCCUGCUUACAUCAGGAAACCCAGAAAGCAGUCUGCCUCCUCAGAUUCAGUCUCAAACGCCCUUGUCCACAUAAGUUAUCACAGAUGGCUGCCGUCUCCUAUCUGAGAAAUUUAGCAGCCUCAGGACUUUUUUUGAGAGUGAUUGAUGUCUUCCCUGAUUGGGAUCCUUGUACAUGGUUUGGAUUUUACCCUUCCUGUGACAAAUAUAAUCCUAAUGCCUUUUCUUUCCCCUUUGAGUAGAGCUACUGCAGUGCCUCAAUGGCUUGCCUGUGUGCUUCAAUGGAUUACAUGUGAUAGUAAAGCCCAGGUGUUGGGGGUGGGGUGGAGGAAGUUGUUGGCUAAGUGUAGGCCAGUGGUGGAGCUGAAGGCACAAUCUCUCUGUCCCUGCUUCCCCACAGAGGUCAGGCAGAGGUGCCCUGCUCCAAACUGUAUUUUCCCUUCCCCAGAAACAAUGCCAUUCUUGCUCCCAUUGCUACACAAACCCCCUCUGGCUCAGGUGAAAUCCAUGCCACUCUGCUUACAGAUAAAACGUUCAGUUGUUUUUGGCCACUGGUCUUGAAUUUGCCCUCUCUUGCCAGUGUUGAGAUCCAACUCCAGAGGCAUUUUCUGAGAAAGGUGGUUGGGGCUGGUGGCUAUCACUGAAAAGUGACACCAGUGCUGUACCGCCUAAGUGAGUCAGAUGCUGCUCUGCAGGUUGGCCAUGAUAACUACCAACCCCACUCUCCCAGGUAGGCAAGGCGCAGGACCCUCUUCACUUGGCCUGCCGACUCCAUUACAAAACCAUUUUCCUACAGUUCAGAAGAAAGCCACCCCCCACCCCUUGUCCUUGUCCAAAGGGCAGAGCAUUUUAUUUUAGUAAGAUCUACUUUGUACAUCUCUAGCAAUAAUUAAGUCCCUGACAUUGGGGCCAAAUUCUUAUUGUGAGACAUACACAUCCUGCCUUCCCCAGCUGUUCCUCCCAAAUCUACUUCUGCUUCAGAUCUGGGCCAUGCACCAAAGAGAAGACUCUAUUGAUCAUGGGCUACUGCUCGAAGCCUGUUUUCUACAAGGACUCCAAAGGCUGAAGUCUCCCAGGGCACGAGGACAAAUUUCUCUUCAGAUAAACAUGGCCUCUAGGAGCUUUCCUUUGUUAGUGUCUUCCUCAGACCGUGCUUUCCCAUUGUAUUCCUCUGACCCCCUUUUCAGUCAACAGGUGAAGUUCUUCCAGCCCACAGAGGCAGUAACAUCAUCUUUUGUGUCUCCUCCUCUCCUUUGGCCAUCUUGGGAAGCAAAAUAUUUCUUUUUAGCCCAGGCUUGACAGCCACUCUUCGUGGGCAGUCCCCAUCUGGACUCCAGACCCUGGCCUAGGUGAAGUCAGAGCUUUCUGACAGAUUUCUGAAUGGAUGUUACAGGGAUGGAGGGGCUCCCCAACCUGCUGUAGGGAGUAGCCUGAGAAGGCUUGUGUUUGGAAUCUUAAUACUUCGGCACAUAGCUAUGUCCAUUUUAAGAUUUCUGGUGGGUUGGAGAUACUUAGGUGUGGAUUAAGGGGACAAGGAGCCUUUUUCUUAGCUAAAGUGUUCAAAUACUGUUUUGAACAGUGCCAGCUAUUCUUUAUUGCCAGCCCUUCUGGGCAUCCCACCCCCAUGUCAUCUUCUCUAGUAUUAACAGGCUCUCUGGUCUUAGAAGCCUGCCUUCAGUUCUGAGCUAUCCCCGCUGACUUACUGGCCAUGGUAUUGACUGCAACCUUCUGUUAGAACCACAUAGGUUCCACCCUCACCUGGCCAGCCUAGUUACUUGAGGCAGUGGGUACAAAAGACCCAUGUAACAGGUGUUGAUGACUUCAGCUUUCAGGGACCCUUUGUGUUCCUCCUUACCUAGAACCUUUAGAUCUACUCCUGUUUUCUUUUCCCUGGAAGCCUCUUUCCAAGAGCCCUAUUUAGAGCUGAACUGCACAGAUUAUAGCUGCUACCACACUUAAGGAAGAGCAAAAGAAGGCUCUCAGGCACUGACCUUCAUUUUCUCUUAAGCCAAACCAGUUUAAUAUGAAAACUCUAGCAGAAUGAACUAGAUUUCAAUUUUCUCAUGUCUGCCUGCCCUCCCCCUACACUGUACAAUUAUCCAUUUCCAGCAAAAUAGAAGGGAAGGAGAUGAACGCCUAGCAAUACUUCCCUCCUCCUCCUCCCACAUGCCCUUCUUUGAAGGCCUCAGCUUAUUUGUUCAGGCCAUGUCUCUUCUCCCCAAGACUCACUCAGCUUGGUAUCCAUCAUCUUGAAUAUUCCUCAGUAGAUUCAUCUGUGGUCUUGGCUUCUGGAUUCUCAAUUGAAGGCAAGGAGCCAGAUUCUCCAGGUCCUCGCAGGCACUACAGGGACCCAUAGGGAGAAGAGGCUGGCUGGGGACCUCAGGAUUGUGUGUGCCUGUCUGCCUCCCUGGCAGGCUGGGGAAGGGUGCAAGGCUCAGUGCACUGAACCAUAGGAAAGCCUCACAACCAGUAGCAACAUCUUCCAGGUAGGACUAUCCUAGAAAUAAGUGCACGUGAGACUGAGAAAUUGCUCAGAGUAGGUUUUUUCCAUAGCCGUUUUAGGAUUGCACAUUUUAGACCAAUCUUGUCCAGUGUUUUUUCUGUCUUAACUUUUGUAUUUUUUUUGUUAAGCCAACAAGCUGAGAAUUUGGCCCUGCAGGGAUCCAUGUGGUAGGCAAUAGCUGCUCUUUGGCCAAGGCCUUCAUAAAGGAUUCAGUCAUCCCAUUGGCUGUUCCCUAGACCCACCCCCAGAUGAAGACCAUGGUAAGGGAAGAAUUUUGAGGUCAGUACAAACCAAGUAAGUCUGUUAAUUAAAGCUGUUUUCCUCUGAGGGCAUUUUGUAUCAGGCCUGGGCUACAUGCAGAAUCAAACCUGGCUGUGAGAAGAGGCACCAUUAAAUGUGGGGCCCAGAACAUCCCAGGAGAAAGGUUUGUGUAGUGUGUCAUAAAGGUCUUCAGUGCAUUUGGGUGCACCUCACUACUACUGGGCCAGCCUGACUGCUGAUGUCCACAUUAGCACAUUGCUGAACCCCUCCGCUAAACUCUAGCCCUGCUCCCCUAUGUAGGUCAGGUGUUCGGCCUCUGGGUUUGGGAAGAGAAAACUCUGCCAUAGCGACAAUCCUCAGGCCCUGGAGUUGGGUAUUGGCUCUUUUAGCCAGAUUUGUGGGACUUGCCUUUGAACCACUAAAGAAGCAAAGGGGGUAUGAGGUCCCAGUUACCCAAGACAGACCAGAUGUCCCUCAAAAACAGCUUGGGUUCCCAGCUAUAGACCCUAGGAAGGUGAAUCAAACCUUUUCCCUCACUAGUUUUUCUUUCCAAAUUUAUUUGCUUUUAAGAACUAUAAACUCUGGCUAUUGUUUUCCAUGUUCUCAGGGCCCCUGGGUAGACAGACAAAGCUUGAUGAUUUCAGAGCAGAUACAGGCCAAGAAACCAUGGCAUUGAGUGUGCUGAGUCCAGACAAAUGAUAUUUAUAUACACAUCCAAAUUUGAAGAGAAAAUGUAUUUCUUUAGGUUUCAAACACUGUAAUAGAUAUAAAGCAAAAAUAAAAACCUGUUGCAAAGUUCUAAAUCGUGUUCUUUGGAGUGAUCCUAGACUGGAUUUUUUGGAAGUCAAUGAAGUGAGGGUGCUUACACUUUUGACCUAACAGUGGAAUUAAGAAUUGUUACAGCCUGCUUCUGCUAUAA